This is a messenger RNA of Eruca vesicaria subsp. sativa (arugula), 1223 nucleotides long. The record is from the annotation of a GenBank genome assembly. NCBI's taxonomy places the organism in Eukaryota, Viridiplantae, Streptophyta, Magnoliopsida, Brassicales, Brassicaceae.
AUGGCCUUAUCUGCAAUCGGUUUCGAAGGCUACGAGAAGCGCCUCGAGGUCUCUUUCUUUGAGCCAAGCAUCUUCCAAGACUCCAAGGGACUGGGUCUCCGUGCUCUGACCAGGUCCCAGCUGGACCAAAUACUCACUCCUGCUGCUUGCGAGAUCGUUUCUUCUCUCUCCAACGAUCUCUUGGACUCUUACGUCCUCUCUGAGUCCAGCUUCUUUGUCUACCCUUACAAAGUCAUCAUCAAGACUUGUGGCACCACUAAGCUCCUCCUCUCUAUCCCACCGCUUCUUGAGCUGGCUGGUGAGCUCUCUCUGAGUGUCAAGUCUGUUAAAUACACUCGUGGCUCCUUCAUCUGCCCUGGCGGCCAGCCUUUUCCUCACAGGAGCUUCUCUGAAGAAGUCUCUGUUCUUGAUGGUCACUUUUCUAAGCUGGGUUUGGACAGCGUUGCCUACUUGAUGGGUAAUGAUGACGAGACUAAGAAAUGGCAUGUCUAUGCUGCCUCCUCUGCUCAGUCCUCCAGGGACAGCAAUGUCUACACGCUUGAGAUGUGCAUGACUGGUCUUGACAGGGAGAAAGCUUCUGUUUUCUACAAGAAUGAAACUGGCGAGACAGGAUCUAUGACUGACAACUCUGGAAUCAGAAAGAUCCUCCCUAACUCCCAGAUCUGCGACUUUGAAUUUGAGCCCUGUGGCUACUCUAUGAACUCCAUUGAAGGAGAUGCGAUCUCCACUAUCCAUGUGACCCCUGAGGAUGGGUUUAGCUACGCUAGCUUCGAAGCUGUGGGUUAUGACUUCAACACUAUGGACCUGAGCCAGCUUGUGACAAGGGUCCUGUCUUGCUUUGAGCCGAAGCAAUUCUCUGUGGCAGUGCACUCGAGCGUUGGGGUGAAUGCGUACAAGCCGGAGAUCAGUGUAGACUUGGAAGAUUAUGGAUGCAGAGAGAGGACAUUUGAGGCUUUGGGAGAAGAGAGUGGGACAAUGAUGUAUCAGACGUUUGAGAAGCUAGGCAAGUACUGUGGGUCGCCUAGAUCUACAUUGAAGUGUGAGUGGAGCAGCAACAAUAGUAGCUGCAGCAGCGAGGACGAGAAGGACGAGGGAAUCUAGCAGAACUUUAUUAUCUAAAACUACUUUUGAGCUUUUCUGUUUUUGCUUCUUAAUAAUGAAUAAUGUCUUGAGAAGUUGAGGUACUCUCCUUGUCAAGGCAAUUGUGUUGUGUUAUAUCGUAC